UUUCUCCUUCCUGUGCUGUUGCUCAGUGCACCAGGUUUGAUAUGGACCAGGCUAUUAUAGAAGGUCUGGACUUUAGAGAGAAAAGCGAGAGAGCUCAAAGUUUAACACUCUUUCCUAUAGCACGGCCAAUUUCACUCCUCACAAAUGCAACUGAUCAGAGAGCAGAAAGGCUGGAGCUGCCUGUUUGGACUAGAGGGCGGAACGCGGAGAUAGCCCGGAACGGUCGCCGCGGAAUCCGUGUUGCCGCGGGGGCGCUAUUGGGAGCGGGACCGGGGGUGUGCGAAGGGAACAGUGUAGCCAUGGCCGGUUCCGCUGCUGUCGCUGCCCCGGGGCCCAGCGCCCCCAGGAGGCUGAAUGUGAACGUGGGGGUCCUGGGGCACAUCGACAGCGGCAAGACGGCGCUGGCCCGGGCGCUCAGCACCACCGGUUCCACCGCCGCCUUCGACCGGGCCCCGCAGAGCCGAGCUCGGGGCAUCACCCUGGACCUGGGCUUCUCCUGCCUCCGCACCCCGCUGCCGCCGCACCUGGGCCCCGGCCCCGGCGAGCUCCAGCUCACCCUGGUGGACUGUCCGGGACACGCCUCCCUCAUCCGGACCAUCAUUGGCGGUGCUCAGAUUAUUGAUUUGAUGAUGCUCGUCAUAGAUGUGACAAAAGGGAUGCAGACUCAGUCAGCAGAGUGCUUGGUGAUUGGACAGAUCGCCUGCCAGAAGAUGGUAGUAGUUCUGAACAAAAUAGACCUCUUUCCAGAGGGGAAGAGACAAGCUGCCAUUGAGAAGAUGACGAAGAAAAUGCAGAAGACUCUGGAAAAUACAAAGUUCCAAGGGUGUCCUAUUGCUGCUGUUGCAGCUAAGCCAGGUGGACCAGAAGCCCCAGAGACUGUGAAUCCACUAGGUGUUUCUGAACUAAUUGAGGUCCUGAAGUCUCAGGCUUACCUGCCAACAAGAGAUCCCAUGGGACCCUUCCUUAUGGCCAUCGACCACUGUUUCUCCAUCAAGGGUCAAGGCACAGUGAUGACAGGGACUGUUCUUUCUGGCUCCGUUAGCCUAGGUGAUAAUGUGGAGAUUCCUGCCCUGAAGGUGACAAAGAAAGUCAAAUCUAUGCAGAUGUUCCAUACUCCUGUAACGUAUGCCAUGCAGGGUGACAGAGUAGGCGUCUGUGUGACCCAGUUUGAUCCCAAGCUGCUAGAACGAGGUCUGAUCUGUACUCCAGAAUCUCUCCAGACCAUACAUGCUGCUGUCAUCUCCUUGAAGAAAAUCCAGUAUUUCCGUGGUGCUCUUCAGACCAAAGCCAAGUUUCAUAUCACAGUUGGUCAUGAAACAGUCAUGGGAAAAGUGAUGUUUUUCAGCCCAACCCCUGCUGACUUCAGCAAAGAACCCCUGGAGAAUGCUUUUGAUUUUGAAAAGGAAUAUCUUUAUCAAGAGGAAUACUUAUCCAAGGGCUCAAAAUCUUCGGAGGAAAACAAGGAAAAUGACCAAACAGGAGAAGGGCAGCUUCCGAGGCAACAAUGGGCUUUACUGGAGUUUGAAAAGCCUGUCACUUGUCCUAAAUUUUGCCUUGUGAUUGGCUCCAAGCUGGAUACUGAUAUUCAUGCAAACACCUGCAGAUUGGCGUUCCAUGGGAUAUUGCUUCAAGGGAUGGAAGACAAGAACUACGUUGAGACUUUUCUUCCAAAACUGAAAAUGUACAAACUGAAGCAUAAGGAAGGACAAGUGGAAAGGGUGCUGGAUGAUUAUAGUGUGAUUGGUCGUUCAUUGUUUAAGAAGGAGACCAACAUUCAGAUUUUUGUGGGGCUAAAAGUCAAACUAUCUACAGGAGAGGAUGGAGUAAUAGAGGGCGGCUUUGGGCAGAGUGGCAAAUUUAAAAUCCGAAUUCCAAAUGGACUCAAGCCAGAUACAAAGGUGUUUCUCACUGUCCCCUCCAAGAAGAAAUCCAAGGCAGGGAAGGGAGAUACAGCCAAAGAAGAUGAAAGCAGCAAGGUUGACUCAGCCCAGCCUGUUACUGUCAGCCUUCUCUUUAAAAGAUACGUCUUUGACACACAGAAGAAAAUGAUUCAAUCUUGAGAAGGCGGAAGAGGCCUUCUAGCUGAGGUCUGAAGUGUCCUUAAAAGGCUUACACACCAAAAUGAAUUCAGGUGGAACUUAUUUCUUAUCUGAAAACCUUGGACUUUGAAAGGCUUUUUAUCUCAGUAACAUCCUAUAAGGGCUCCUUCUACCUGGACUGAAGCUGGAAAGUCCUCCUAUUCUCAUGACUAUGCUUGGCCUCCAGAAUCUGUUUGUUCUGAUUUUGCUGUUUGAAUCUCCCUGCUGUCCCUCUUGGCAAGAGUCACCUGCCAAUUUGUACAGUUGUUUUACAGUUGAUAGAAAUGUUUUCGUGAAAUAUUUUAAGAUUCUUUUAAUUUAAGCAUUCUGCAGCAAGGUGGGAAAUACAAACCCAGUAGCAUUUGGGAAACGUUAUGAAAACCAGUAAAUGAAACUAACCAGUCUAUUUCACGCCCCAGGCUGAGUGAGGGGCAAAAAAUACCCAAUGUAAAUGGUGAAAAUUAAAAUAGAUGUUUUGGAUUCUUUCAGAUCUAAUAAUGUGAGUUGCUGUCUGAGAGACAGGUAUGGAAGUUUAUAUAAGUGAUUUAUAUCUUGACAGUCUGCAGUGUUAGAAAAUCAUCGUAAGCAAAUAAUUUCAGGGUCUGUAUUGUUAUGUUUCCUAGUCUGGCAGUUCAGAACUGCUUUUCUACAAUAUUUCACACAGCUUUUGUGAGUCUUCUGGCUAUUUAUUUGAUUCUUUAGGAAAUUGGGAGGCUAAGCUAUUCUGAAUCUUUGCUAAGAAAAUAUGUGCUGGAACUGCUUUAAUUUUUGUAACCAAAGUGCAUGUUUUGUGAGAAUGAAACAAAAAGUUGCCUGUGGAAAUAGUGACUGGCUUUAUUUCAUUAAAUUAAGAUACCAUGUUGCACUUAUAAGGGCUUUUAAACUGAAGAUCUCUAAGGCGCUUUAGAAACUAUUAGCUGUUUAGAAGGCUCUCAUAGGUGGUACUUCUGAUUUUUUGCCCCAACCUCAUAAAAGCUGGGGAUAACAGUUCUCCAGUGUCCCUUAUUUGUGUCCUCUAGAGCAUAAGCCACCCUAACACUGAUAUUAACAAUGGUUGUACACAUUCAGAUGCUGCACUCUUGAGCAGGGAUUGAACUAAGGAUUUACAACACCAAAACAUUCACCCCUGUCAUUUGAUCAAAAGGAGUAACGCUGUUCAGCAUCAGUAAGUGGUGUGGUUGCUGGGACCAGCUAUGAGAAUGAGAUGGGGCCAAAUGCACCACGCCAGUAUAUUUCUUUAGAUCACAUAGAAUGCUAAUCAAAUAACCAUAAUAGAUCAUUUACUCGCUUGCGAAAGCGUUAUUGAUCAGCCAUCCAGUAAUGGGAAUAGGGAUUGUUCGUUAGUUUGUGCCCUUUCUGCUGGCUUGGGUGGCUUUUUUUCAGCAGAGCAAAAUAUUGUAGGAUUUAUUUAUUUGGUGACAAGGAUGAACUGGAAGGAGCAAAAAACUUAAUAUCCAGAGAACAUUUCCUACUAAACAUUCUUGAGGCAGGGCAAAUUUGGUGCCUAAACUAGCUUGACACAUUGUCCCUUUAAAUCAGAUCAGAGGAAGUGCUUUGUGGAAUAAUCCCAAACAGUUUCUGCUGAGUGAGUGAGUCCCAGUCAAAGCUUUAGCACAUCCUUUAAGAUGAUGGGGUAUGCUUUCAGUGUGAUCCAUGAGGAAUUAGGCAGGCAACUCCAGUUACCGCUUAAUAUGACUUGUGCUGCCUGCCCCGCUGGAAAAUGUGUCCUCCUAUAAGGAAAAUGUGUCCUCUCUCCCAUCCUCCUCUCUCAUAUCCCCCCACGACAAUCUUUCAUAGAAUAUUUAUUGCAUUCUCUUUCUGUUAAGUCGUUAUCAAAUCCCAUAUUGCAUCCUUUACUCAAUACUGCACUCCUGUUUAGCACUUAGAUACAAUGGGUGUUAUAGAAAACUGUUAAAUAGAUGACACAAAGGGAAUGCCUGUGUAUUAUAUCAGUUUAAUUUAAGAAUUAUUGGUUUAAUUUUGGGAAAACUCAAAAGUGAAGUUUUGAUCGCUUGCAAUUACUAAAGAAUUUGUAGUAUGCUUAAGAAGAAUGUUUUUGUUUGGGUUUUUUUGUUUUGUUUACAAAUGUAGAGAUUUUGGCUCUGGUGUCCUCAACAAAUACCAAACUGGGUUAUUAACUGCUAGUCCUAAAAUACCUGUGUGAGUUUCAGUAGGACAUGAUAGUCUUUGUGUUUUAUCCUAAACUGCUAUGUACUAAUGUUGUUGGCUGCUGCAUUCCACACCAGAGAUGGUAGCAUUUUGGUGAUGGGUAAGUGAUUCUUGACUGUACAGUUUUGUAAAGGACUUUUUGAUACUUCUGGAUGGAAGGCAGCCAAUCAGUGCAAGGUAUGUAUUGUUACAUAGCAUUUUCUAUUGAACUUUCUGAAUUCCUUCUCUGUUUCCCCCCAGUUCUCUUUGCAUUCGUCAAGGCAGUCUGAAUGGACCGAUCAGUUGUUCUGGAACUUGAUCUAUCUGAAAACAUACAGAUUAGGAAUACUUACUGGGGCAAUAUAACUCUCUCUUUGGUUGAACAGCAUUCUAGUGCUUCAUAAUUCUGUAUGAUAAACCCCUUUUGAAGAGUGUGUUGUCCUUUCACUCUGCUCGUCUAGCAGAGCACAGUAUUUUAUAGGACCAAGAGUUGGUGGUAUAUGCUGAGAACCGGGUUUUUUCCCUGUUGUAACUUUAAGAGGAAAACUUAAAUGUGCCUUGGAACUUCAGUUAUAAUGUGCUAUUACUGCAGAUCUCUGGCUGCUGUCCUGAGGCUGUUGGAUACACAUUCAGAAAAGGGUGAAAUGGUGGAACAAAAUGAUUAUGGGAAAAUCAAAGCAUUUAAAGGCAUUUGUAGGAUGAACAGAUGUUCAAACGUUCUUUUAUUUGGUCUCCAGACAUACGCCUAGACUUUGCUUUCAUCCUGGUAAUCAGUGCAUUAUGCUGUAAUUUGUAAAAAUGGCAUUAAAAUUUUUUUAACAGGG
Molecule: messenger RNA, 5050 nt
Organism: Gopherus flavomarginatus (Mexican gopher tortoise)
Lineage: Eukaryota; Metazoa; Chordata; Testudines; Testudinidae
Gene: EEFSEC
Product: eukaryotic elongation factor, selenocysteine-tRNA specific
Exons: 9
Coding region: 42-2060 (672 amino acids)
Biological process (GO): selenocysteine incorporation
Molecular function (GO): translation elongation factor activity; GTPase activity; GTP binding
Source: RefSeq, a predicted model, not a curated record